AUGUCCUUGACUCCCACCUACUCAGGGUACAUUGGCCUGACCAAGGACGCCGUGCUAGUGAUCCAAGGCGUGCUCAACCAGGAACUCAAUUCUGUCCACAGAAGGCCCCACGAAAGAGAACGCGCCGAAUUGAUCCGCCUGGGCCAUGUUUUCGUGUUCAUCGAGGAGCAGCUGGGCAUCAAGCGCUGGACUGAUGGAGUGGCCUGGUCGCCGUCGAGAAUCUUGGGCCGGUUUUUAGUUUACCGAGAAUUGGACCGGGGCGCCAUGGGUGACGAUAAGAGAAGGCGAAAACGGUCGGUUGCAAAAGCGGCAGCAGCGGCUGCGGCAGCAGGCGGCCAUAGCCCCCAGUUGAACUUGCUGGCCCACGGCUCUCCCAGUAAUCCAUACAUUUCGCUGCCUUCGACGUCGACGUCAACGUCGGGCUCUUCUUUUUAUCCCGACUACGGCCUCAUCAAAAAAACGCUUUCUGUCGCCACCACAGCGAAAAACAUCAAACAAACCGUCCACUUGGUGUCGUACUACCUGGCGGGGGACGUUCUCCUGGGCAAAUUGUCCCGGCCUUCUCAUACAAACCUCCAGUUCAUGCCUAUAUCCCCCGACUUGUGGGACGCCGUGCAAAAGCUGCUGUUGGGCGGAAAAAUCCCCAUCGAGGACGAAGCCCUGUAUUUCUUGGACUCCAACUAUCAACUCCAAAACAUGCUGGUGCUCAUGAGAGACAGACAGCAGCUGGUUCUGCUGCCGGGCCAAAGACCGCUGUCUCUGCCCUUUCACCACCCGCAGCCGCCGCCAGCUGCCUACCAGUCCCACACGCAGCCUCUCCAGCCACAUCAACAGCCUCAUCACUUCCCGCAGAAUUUUCCCCAGAGCUACCCGCCUCAGCAGCCGCUCAACUCUUCCUACUCCCAGCUAUUCCCUCCCAAAGUGCCUCUGGUGCUCCCCAAUCCUUAUCAUACUGACUACGUUCCUCUUCACCACGACGAGAACAAACCGCCUCCGCCCCCCACGGAUCAGACCAGCAACCAAAGCAGCAUCUCGGGUCCUGUCAGUGGGCCUAGCAGCAUUUCUGGGCCUGCACUGGCUCCGUAUCCAUAUUUUAAUGUGGCCAACCCCAACCCUCCCAUGGGUGAGCAGUACUCCUUGACUCCACAGCCCCAGUCCUUGCCGCCUUAUCAGAACUUGUACAACCAAAGCUACUCGUAUCAGGUGCCUCCAGUGCAAAGGAGACCUGACACGGAGGUGUUUCAGCAGGACGAGCACUACGGGUACAUUGACUCCACAAAAGAGAGACAGGAUGAUAGAAUAUUUCGAUUAUCGUAA
Candidozyma auris is the source of this 1317-nucleotide messenger RNA. It is a transcript of the gene WOR1, whose product is annotated as transcription factor WOR1. The transcript has a single exon. The record is from RefSeq and is a predicted model, not a curated record. Gene Ontology annotation, molecular function: DNA binding. NCBI's taxonomy places the organism in Eukaryota, Fungi, Ascomycota, Pichiomycetes, Serinales, Metschnikowiaceae. Bases 1 to 1317 code for a protein of 438 amino acids.